This is a messenger RNA of Pocillopora damicornis (cauliflower coral), 2190 nucleotides long. RefSeq names its product CLK4-associating serine/arginine rich protein. The record is from RefSeq and is a predicted model, not a curated record. Lineage: Eukaryota; Metazoa; Cnidaria; Anthozoa; Scleractinia; Pocilloporidae.
CUUAAAAACAGUGCAAAAACGGUGAGAGUACAGUUUGGAUUAUAGCAUUUGCCACAUUUUCCCGUAGGAAACGGGAGUCCCAAGGAUGGGAAUGCUCCAGAGUGACUUUGUAAAGAUUUAAGUAUUAUUUGGGUAAACUUUCUAUUGGAGACAAAUCGUUGAAAAUGUGGCACGAAGCGAGAAGGCAAGAGAAGAAAUUGCGCGGAAUGAUGGUAGAUUACCGCAAAAGGGCAGAGCGAAGAAGAGCUUUCUACGAAAGGAUGAAACAAGAUCCUACUCAGUUCCUGAGAGUAUAUGGACAAAAAUAUAAAAUCCAUAUUGAUCCACAGUUGUCAUCAGCAGGAGAUGGGAAAACUGUAAUGAUGCCAUGGCAAGGUGACUCAAAUAACAUGAUUGACAGGUUUGAUGUUCGAGCCCACCUUGAUAUUAUCCCAGAACAACCAUCAUCAAGUUCUAUUGGAGCCUUGAUGGAGACUGAUCCAGAGGAAAACAGAUUAAAUUAUGAAAGAUACAGAACAUUGGUAAUGAUAGAUUACAGUGGAGCCUCAGAGGAGUCUUAUCUUCGGCAGUUGGAAAUAGAAGAAAUGUAUGGAGCCAAGAAAGCAGAUGAGAAAAAAGACAAAGAAAAGAGUCAAGCUAAAGCUACCAUUGGCUUCACGUAUGACAACAACAAAAGUGUCGGCGAUUCGGACAAGGACGAUGAUGAUGAUAAUGAUGAUGACAGUGACAGUGAUAGUGACAGUAUCCUUAGUGAUAUAGAGAGAGAAACCUUAGACUCUCGCGGACUCCAUUACGGCAUGGCAUCAGCACAAUUCUGCAGAAAGCUGAAAGAAGAUAAAGAAGAGUUGGAAGAGCAACGGAGGCUUCGACAACAAGAAGAGGAACGUUCACUUGUUACUGGUCGGCGUGCCCGUCGUGAAAGACGUUCAUUGCGAGAAAGACAGAGAAGGAAAGCACAUGACGUGGAACUGUCACCACCCAGUUAUGCCAGAAAAGCAAGCCCUACAUAUGAACCAUACAGAAGGUCUUCCUCUCGAUCAUCGUCCAGAUCGCCAUCACCAGAAAACGCCGGCAAAGUGGAAUUUAUCACAGAAUUCAGCCAUUCAUCGACCGAUCAGCCUUCCACGAAAGCGAGCGGUGAUUCACGAUCACGUUCAUCCUCCUCCCGUACUUCUGAACGAAAGAAAUCGAAGGAGCGUGACAGGUUGCAGUCACACAAGAAACAGAGAAGUAGAACACGCUCACGGUCACGCGACCGCGAUCGACGGCGUUAUCAUGGCAGAUCGCGAGACAGAUCCCGCGAGAAAAGUAGGUCACGCGAGAGAAGUCGCUCACGUGACAGAAGCCGGUCACGUGACAGAGACCGUCACGGUACUCGUGGGCGUGAAAAGCAUAGACACCAGAGUCGCAGCAGAAGCCGCAGUCAUGAACAUGACCGUGAUCGGCGAGAGCGUGACAAUGACCGUGACAACAAGGAACGAAAGAAGCAGCCGUCCAAGGGAUUGGGGUUGUUGAAAACCAAAGCAACACCUUCCUCAGGCAGCAAAGAAAAGUUAAGUGCUCAGGAAAAGAUGAAAAAACGAAUGCAAAUGAUGCUCAACAAGCAACUGAAAUCUGACAGAAAAGAAGAUAGACGAAAACGAGAAGUCAAAGAACAAGAAAGACGGGAACGCGAGGAUGACCUUCGCGAGAUGCAGCGGAAAUGGCGUGAACGGGAUAGAGACAGAUAUGACACAAGUCGGUCGCCUUCCCCUAGAGGAAGGCGAAGAAGUGUAUCUAGGUCUCCACCGCGGAGAAGACACAGAAGUAGGUCCCGAUCACGAUCGCCAGUUGAACCCCAGACAAUCCCUGUUGUAGACAUCGAUGCACAUGCUUUGGGAGAGGAGGUUGUCGAGUACGUCUACCCUGUAAAAGACCCCAAAUGAUGCAUACCUCACCACUACUUUCUUGGAUUAAAAAAACAGCCUCUUUGUCAUAAAGUGAAGCCAUUGGAAGCUGAGAUCUUAAGAAGAAAUUGAAGUCGAAUUCAGAGGAAAUUUCAGUGAACGAAGAUGUUGUCGGACACAGUAAUAUAACAUCUUCAGGGAUGUGGAAACCAAGUUUAAAAUAGCACAGAGCGUGAAAGUUUUGAAGUCGUCCAACUCUGUGAACUGGUUAGGUGUUAUAACUAAACUACGCAGCCAAUAUCCA